AAAGCAAAAUAUGUUCAAAGAAGGAAAAAUCGUGAAUGAUAAAUAUGUCAUUCAAAAAAGUAUUGGGAAAGGAGCCUUUUCCAAUUGAUACCUGGCCAGUGAGGUCCCAGAAGAAAACGAAAGCAUUGACAGCAAUAAAAAACUCGUUCUGAAGGUUAGUAGUAAACCAGAAUUUGAGUUUUAUAACGAGUUUGUAGUCUCCUCCUCGUUAGAGGACUCUCCACAACUCCUCAACUACAAAGAGCACUCUAGUUUUAUUGACGAAAGCGAGGAGAGGAAAUACGAAUACCUGGUCGCAGAUUUUAUGCCAAACGGUUCGAUGUUUGACUAUGUUUCUAACAAUGGUUUUGACGAAGACUGUGCAAGAUUCAUGUUCAAGAGUAUUCUUAAAGGAUUAGAAUCAAUGCACGAAAAUGGGUAUGCCCAUCUUGAUAUUAAACUAGGAAAUAUUCUCCUCGACUCUAAUUAUCAGCCAAAAAUAUGAGACUUUGGCUUUUCUCAAAGAGCUGACAAAGAAAAUCUCAUGUCCAGCAAAGAAUUUGGACAAUUUGGGUCAAAGAAAUAUAUUUGCCCAGAAGUGCAUUCAGGUGAAUUUUUCGAUCCUUGCAAGGCUGACAUAUUUGCUCUUGGAGUGUCUUUCUUCAUCCUAAUGAUCGGAGACUACCCUUUCAUGAACCCAUCAAAGUCAGACAAAAAAUACAAGCAUAUGUACAAUAAAGACCCAUCUGUGUUCUGGAGAAAACAUGCCAGAGCCAAAAAGAAGAUGAACAAGGGCCUAAUCUCAAACGAACUGGUCGACCUCUUAUCAAGAAUGAUGGCCCCAGACAGGGACCAAAGGAUUUCUAUCUCGGAAAUAAAAGAGCAUCCAUGGUAUCUUGAACCUUCAAUGAACAUGUUGAAGGUUAAGGAGUACAUGGGACACCUUAGUUCCCUUUAAAAGGGAAUAACUUUUUCAAUUUCACCAUGUUAUUAAUUUCUAUAU
Messenger RNA from Moneuplotes crassus, 982 nucleotides. Lineage: Eukaryota; Ciliophora; Spirotrichea; Euplotida; Euplotidae. The record is from the annotation of a GenBank genome assembly.